This is a messenger RNA of Girardinichthys multiradiatus, 3303 nucleotides long. Its product is annotated as probable E3 ubiquitin-protein ligase MID2. The transcript is spliced from 3 exons. The coding region runs from base 1338 to 1991 and encodes 217 amino acids. Lineage: Eukaryota; Metazoa; Chordata; Actinopteri; Cyprinodontiformes; Goodeidae. The record is from RefSeq and is a predicted model, not a curated record.
UCAAUUCCCAUGUCUAGGAGAGAGAAAGGGUUAAACACUAAAAGACAGGGCUAUGUGGAUCAUCGGUAGAGGGUGAGCAUUAAGUUGUUGCCAGCAGAAGCUGUCCCUCAAGUCUCUUAUAAAAAUAUGUGGGCUUGAGAUGAUUGUCUAUUUUUCAAGCAGUAUUGUUCAAGGUGAUAAAGAAACAGCUUAACCAGUUCUUGUCUCUUUUUCUUUUAACCAUUUUCAUAUUUUAUUCACUGUUACAUCCACAAACUUCAAUGUGUUUUAUUGACCAGCAAAAAGUAAUGCAUAACUUUGAAGGGGAAGGGAAAAAACACAUGGCUUUCAAGAUGUUUUUACAAAUAAACAUUUAAAAAGUGUGCCUUGCUUUUGUAUUCAGCCCCCUUUACUCUGUGAAGGCCUCAGAUGUUUGUUAGAGAACAUUAUUGAGCAAGCAGCUCUCUCAUAUUUGCAUAAAGGUUUGCUUUUCUGCCUCAACAUGUACAAUACAUGGAGAUUAUUUGAUUCUGCUGGUAUGGUUUAUUUAUCAUUUAUUAAUCGCAGUCGUGUGCCAACGAUUAAUUCAUUUCCCCUUUCCAUUGUUUCCCUCUGUAGGAGGACAGAGGUGGGAAAUCAACACAAAGCAGUAAAAAAUGUAAGUAUGUAAUGCCUCCUUUAACGAAAAGUCCAUGGUUUUGGGUUAGAAGAAGUAAAGCAAUUGUGAGAUCCUGCUUGAGAAGAUAACAUCAGGUACACUUCUUGAGCUGCAACAGAGAAACGACAACAAAUACAAAAUGCAAACGUUUUUUUUUUUGUCUCAGUCUUUGAAAAUUUUUUUAGAUCAAGCUAACUGUCAGUUGUUUUUCUUUACUGUUCCCAGGAAAGACUUCAACCUCAAUGACUUUAAGAUUUUUAGACAAUGUUUUGAUUUUGUUUAAGCUGAGAGACUCCAGGAUAAACUUUUGAAGAUAAUUAUGGGCAUAGUGGUUAGAUUGUUUCCAAGCAAGCUGCACAGCUGAGUACAGCCACAAUAGAGUCUGACCAGUCCUCCUACAGCUGAAAGGAUUUUCAUUUGACUGUCCAAGUACGAUAUGUACAAGGUGUUUAAAGAAAAAAGCUCUGAUUCCAGCCUACUCAUGACCUGUUGUCUUUUGGGGAUCAGUUAAUCUACUCGGAAUAUUUUCUGUUACAGAUGUAUUGAGCAGAGGAACAAAAGAUGUUAUAAUGAGCUAUUUAUGACUGAGCGACUUUACAUGCUUUCCUGUUUGCCUCAGGCUCCAGUGCUGCCAGUUCCUAUGUAUUGCCAGUGGAUGGUGCUGUAGACCUGCAAGAGGAGGAAAUGGAGCAGAGUGUUAAUGGGCUGCCUUUCGCUCUGGACCCUUCAUCUGUCCCACCGUCUUUCCCAGUCCCACCUCGCAGUGACUUACAGUGAAAGUAGUCCUUUACACCCACAUCCUCUAAUCAGAAAACCUGGGUUGACCCCUAACACCACGGUGCUCCUACUUCUUGUGCGUGCUGAUGUCAUAAUUGCUCGAGGACAGUACUACUGGGAAGUGGAUGUCUCUAACAGCUCUGUCUACACGGUUGGUGUGAUCUCAUCAGAUGGCUGCAGAGGCUGGUGGCUGGAGAGAAAUGCUUCGGCUUUUCAUGCAGUGCACGAUGGAAGCUGCAAGGCUAUUGUCACUGUCCCACCAAGGGUCAAAACUCUCGGAAUAUUCCUCAGUUUCGAAGGUGGGAUCUUGAGCUUCCGCAAUCCCCCGACCCAGGAGCACCUUGUGACACUUCCGACCCACUUCAGCACUUCUGGGGUGCUCCCGGCUCUGGGCCUAGGACAGGGCAGACUGAGGCUACGCUGUGGCCUCCCAACACCUUCUUAUGUGUUUCUGGGUAAGAACUCAACAUAUAGGGGGCCUUGUUGCCCAAAGGGUGUUUGGUGGCACAGAAAGGUUUCAUUCCAGUUGGUGAAAAGAGUGAUCCAGAAGUUUGAGAAACUGGCUUUAUCAGACUAAAACUUUGUGUCUAGUUUUGGAUUAUCCUGUUCUCCCUUUACUGGGAGAGUCUGUGGACCCUGUUGUUUGGGCAACCAGAAGAAAACUCAUACAGAAUAUGAAGAACUUCUAAAACCUCCUGUUCAAAAGGAAUGCCCACAGCUCCCAUGGCUGGUUUGAUGUUUAACUGUCAUUUGAAAGGCUAAUUUUCCAUCUUGGAGGACUAUGGCUGCCCUUUUUCAUUCUCUACUUGAACCCGGACCUGCAAUUGACUCUCUCCCCAGGAUGCAGCUCUUUCUCUCAGCUGAACGACCCCCACAGCUUUAGGCUUGGGCCAGAAAAAGUCCUGGCAUAUACAGAGUGUGAGGAAAGGGUGGGAUUUUAUCAGCAGGACUCCUUGUUUUGUCUCUGUGUGCCGGCUGUUGGACAGUAGGUGUCCCACACUAUGGAAACACACGUUCGGUAUAGCACUGCUUUAAAGGUUUGCUCAGUCACUCGUGCAUUUUGCUGUGUGUUUGAGCAAGAGGAAACUAUGUAUGAGCAGCAGGGGGUGAGGUGAUGAAGCGUGAGUACAGUGACACCAGUAGUGUUGACGGGGAGCAGCAGUGACAGGUGGUAACAUACAUUUAUACCGCCGCCUGUCUUCGAGGGAACAGUAGGGCUGCCCUUUCUGACGCCUUUUGAAAACCGCAGGGCAUCUAAUGACUUCAAAAGAGCCAAGAGAAAGCUGGGGAACAGAGAGGGAGAAAGAGUAACAGCAUGCAUGUCAGCAGGUGAUGAAUUGAUAUAAAGGAAUAAGCUAAGAAAGGCAUUCCAAACUGCCUUCGUGCCAAAUAGGUUGAUAGAUGUACUUUGUGAAGCUACAGCAGCAACCACUUUACUUCAAGGUGGCAUCGUCUAAGACACAGCAGAGACAAUUAUAACAUUAAAUGUUUCAUGUCCUGUGAAUGCUCAUUUGUGCUCCUUUUGUUAUUAUGUGGAGGCAACGCAAAUGGUAAGAAUGGAAAAGCUGUGUAACCAUGACUCAACUUCGUAGUGUCUUGUUUAAAAGAUUAGUAGAUACUGAUUCUUGGUCUUUCCUGUAAAGCAUAUUUUUCUGUAAUAAGUGGUAAAAGAUUCUGGUUUGACAAUUGUUUGUGUCUGUGAGUGUGUGUUUGUGUUUGUUCAGGUAAAGCCAUGUGAAAUGUUUUGUUGUCAAUGCCAUAAGGAUCUGUAACUGAAGCUAAACAGAGCAUGUACUGUAGAUGUUAAACAAAUAAAAACUCAAGAAUUGACCCCUGAGGAAUUACCCCUGUGAUAUGUGUAUUUUGUUUUUUUUUACAUUUUUUAUAUA